CCCUUUUUUUUUUUGGCUAUUAUCAAGAAUGAUACAAAAAGUCAAAAACUUGGAUCCAGGAAAUUGGGCAACAGACAUGGAAGGAGGGUCUUCUUUUGGUUACCGGUUACUUUUUAUUAUUUUGAUCUCCAAUAUCAUUGCUGUCUUUUUACAAAAUCUGACUAUCCGACUUGGUACCAUUGCUGGCCUUGAUUUAGCAGCUGCAUCACGAAAAUAUUUCCAUCGUUACCUCAAUUUCUUUUCCUAUUCUGAUAUUGUUGCUGUGGAUGUAUUUAAGGGAUACUUGCCAACCAAGAAAUCUUCACUGAUCCAGAUAUUCUUAUGUUGCAUUGGCAUCAUUGGUGCAACAGUCAUGCCACAUAAUUCACGUUGUCGUGAAUGGCGGUCUUCAAGGCUCACCGGUCUGAACCUUGAGGCCAUGCGUAGCUUUCUUGAUAGUUCUUUGAAAUGUAACUUGCAUUAUGGGUUUAUUGAUCUGGUUGUUGCUCUCACGUUUGCCUUUUUCGUUAAUUCUGCUAUUCUUGUGGUUGCUUCAGCUAACUUUUAUUAUGGGCCUAACAAUCAACAACAACAAGUAGAAGAUUUGUCCCCUGCUGCUAUCGUGUUUGCGCUUGCUUUAUUGUGUGCAGGCCAAUCCAGUACAUUGACGGCUACUCUAGCUGGUCAAGUGAUCAUGAGCGGGUUUUUAGGCAUGACGACGAGACCUUGGAUACGACGUAUCGUUACACGAUUGAUUGCUAUCAUUCCUGCCAUGAUAGCAGCUUGUGUUGCUGGUCGUUCAGGUUUAACACUUAGUAUUCAAUUACCUUUUGCUGUUGUUCCUCUUGUCUAUUUUACUGCUAAAAAGAAAGCCAUGAAACUCGAUCUGCCUGUCUCUAUGACUCAACAAAGUAAAAUGUCUUUUAUCGACCACAAUACACUGUCCACAGAAGACAAACAAGAAGGCACAAGCACACCGCCCAGUACUAUAAAACUUUGG
Gilbertella persicaria is the source of this 979-nucleotide messenger RNA. RefSeq names its product natural resistance-associated macrophage protein-domain-containing protein. Gene Ontology annotation, biological process: intracellular manganese ion homeostasis; iron ion transport. The record is from RefSeq and is a predicted model, not a curated record. The transcript has 11 exons. Gene Ontology annotation, cellular component: membrane. Lineage: Eukaryota; Fungi; Mucoromycota; Mucoromycetes; Mucorales; Choanephoraceae. The annotation marks the transcript as partial. Gene Ontology annotation, molecular function: cadmium ion transmembrane transporter activity; manganese ion transmembrane transporter activity.